CUCAGUCACUCCUUUAAAGUUACUCAGUUAUUUCUUCAAUAUGGUUACCUUCUCAGGUCUCUUCUUGGCCGCUUGUGCUCUCACAAGCGCCUUCGCAGCUCCCACUGAUAUCAACGUGACCAAGCGAGCUAUCACUACAAGCCAGACUGGAGAAAACAAUGGCUAUUACUUCUCCUUCUGGACUAAUAAUGGUGGUACUGUCCAGUAUAACAAUGAAAAGAAUGGUGAAUACAGUGUGUCUUGGGAGAACUGCGGCGAUUUCACAUCUGGCAAGGGCUGGAGGACUGGCAGUGCCCGCAACAUCCACUUUGCUGGAGAUUUCAGACCCUCUGGAAAUGCCUAUCUUGCCGUGUAUGGCUGGACUAAGGGCCCACUUGUCGAAUACUAUAUCUUGGAGAACUACGGAACCUACAAUCCCGGCCCUAGCAUGACCUAUAAGGGAUCUUUUACUAGUGAUGGAUCAGUCUAUGAUAUCUACACCCACCAGCAGGUUAACCAACCCUCUAUUGCUGGCAAGACCACCUUUAUGCAGUACUGGUCUAUCCGCCGCAACAAACGCUCGGAUGGAACCGUUACCACUGCCAACCACUUCAAUGCUUGGGCUUCUCAUGGAAUGAAGCUAGGUGCUCACGACUACCAGAUUCUUUCUACCGAGGGCUUCUCGAGCAGUGGAUCUGCUCACAUGUCUGUUUGGUAAACGUGAGCGUGAGGGACUUGGGGACUCUGGGUCCGGUAACCUAGAGUGAGCCAUGGAAAACUUCGUGUUUGAUCUGUACAGGGGCUCUUGGUAUACCAGGCAGGCAUAUUGGGACUCAUGCAAGACCGCCAAGUAAAUCUCCAUUCUUUUAUUUUCUUUGAGCGCAUGCUACGCAACAACCUCACCAAAAUCUUGCCAUGCCUUUCCCUCCACGCUCUCCACGCGCCCCUCUGAUUGCGGUUUAGGACAUUCCCUUCUUGGACUUGGUUGUUAUCAUAGUCGGCCUGCUUUUGUAGAAUAUAACUAUCCGGCUUAUAUAUUUUUGUUCCCUCCCUUUUGUUUUAUUCGCUUCGUCUUGCAUUGCUGGCCUACCUGUUUUCACUAGCACUUCCUUCAACCUUUUAUUGGUUAGGUUUGUAUAACCUCACCAAACCGCUACUGCUUUCGACGCGCUUUUACUAUAAUAUACAAGGCCUUGUUAUUCAU
This is a messenger RNA of Aspergillus alliaceus, 1183 nucleotides long. Its product is annotated as glycoside hydrolase family 11 protein. Bases 41 to 697 code for a protein of 218 amino acids. Lineage: Eukaryota; Fungi; Ascomycota; Eurotiomycetes; Eurotiales; Aspergillaceae. The transcript has 2 exons. The record is from RefSeq and is a predicted model, not a curated record. Gene Ontology annotation, biological process: xylan catabolic process. Gene Ontology annotation, molecular function: hydrolase activity, hydrolyzing O-glycosyl compounds.